Messenger RNA from Cherax quadricarinatus, 1536 nucleotides. The record is from RefSeq and is a predicted model, not a curated record. NCBI's taxonomy places the organism in Eukaryota, Metazoa, Arthropoda, Malacostraca, Decapoda, Parastacidae.
AUGAGCUGGGCUCAGUGUCCCUCUAGCUGCUCGGAGGAGGAGCAGUCGUGGUGGACGGUGUUGUCUGACUGCUCGGAGAAGCAGUCGUGGUGGAUGGUGUCAUCUCGUUGUCCCUGUGUUGCCACGCCGCCAGCACGACUUCUGGACAACUUACCAAAAGUUGUUCGCCUGUUGACGACACCUGACAUGUUGCACAGAGAGGCGCCGCCUUCUCUCCGUGUGACAGCUGUGUUGCACCUGGACCAGCCGAGGGCCAUCUACCGCAGUGCCAGCGAGGGUGCCAAGUGGAAGAUUGUGAUUGAUGGCUCGUCUCCUCCCAACUCCCGUGAUGCUGCUACUACUGCUGCUGCUACUGGCUAUGAGGGUCGCAAUGAACGGCCCAAGAGUCCCGUGGAGAAGCAGCCGACGUGGCCCAUCUACCCUCACUUUUUACACGCCAGACCCAGACUCAUCCACCAGGACAACAUCCAGCAGCAGCUGCAGCAGCAGCAGAAUAAGCAGAACCAGCAGAGGAGUGUGGAGGGGGAAAGGCGGAGGGGAGAACUACCUCGCCAGGACGCUGUAGCUGAGGAAGUUGAUGCUAGGGAGACUGAUCCUCUCAAGCCUGAUGAACCCAGCAGAGACGUACAGGACAGUAUCUGCAGCGCUGACCUGCCAGCUCCAGCCCACACGCCUCGCUCAUCACGCCCACGCCUCCUCAAGACUCCGAACUGCCUGGGCGUGGGCAACCUGUGGCCACGACGACCAUCCGUGUCGUCCAGAUCGUGUUCGGACGACAAAAGCGACGCGUCGGAGUGUUCGCGGUCAGACAGCAUACAGAGCGAGCAAGGAGCACCUGAGAUGGUGACUCUCUCUGUCAACUCCAUGUGCUCCUUCACGGAGAGCGGCGGGUCUGCCAUGUCUCCAGGCUCCUCCAGGCUCUCCCUUCGCUCGGAGCUCUCUCGGACCCACUCCCUUUCUCAGCCCUACCCCAGGUCCAACACCACUGUCGAGCGUCACCCCAGCUUCAGACUCCAGCUGCCAGGACAAGAAUCACAGCGUUCCCGUCGCCCCUCCCUGCUGAGCUUGCGUUCCCUGGCUCGCUCCCUCAAUCCCUACUUCAGUAUGGACUACGACUACGACUCCUUCGACUAUGACCCGACGCAAGGCGGUCCGGGAGGCGGCAACCAGACCCACCAUCUUCUGCACAACCCGUACAACCUGCCCUACCUGCCCGAACCAGUGCCCAAACUAUCGUUCACGCAGAAACUGGCGUUCCCGACCCUCGUGCAGAACUCCAUCGACCGACCCAAGCCCAGAGACCCAUACAUGGAGGCCGAGCACAACAUGAACACCUUCGCCAAGAUCAUCACAAUAGUUGUCCUCGCCCUAGUCACCGUCCUCGUUCUCGGUGUCCUUUACAAGCUCCUUCACUAAGUGCUUCUUCUGGUCGUCCUCGUGUUCGUGCUCACACACACACACACACACACACACACACACACACACACACACACACACACACACACACACACACACACACACACACACACACACACA